Molecule: messenger RNA, 2358 nt
Organism: Aspergillus uvarum CBS 121591
Lineage: Eukaryota; Fungi; Ascomycota; Eurotiomycetes; Eurotiales; Aspergillaceae
Exons: 4
Coding region: 1-2358 (785 amino acids)
Source: RefSeq, a predicted model, not a curated record
AUGCAGGCCAUCAACGAUCCACUUGGCCAGAAGGCUAAUUUGCUAGCACAGACCAGGCUACAAUAUUUUCGAGGAUAUGCAAUUAUUGACAUGCGUCAUUUGUCCUUUGAGAGUGAUGCAAUCCUCGGAUCAAGACCUCUUGACCAGACCAAUGUGAGAAGAUUACACACUAUGUUCGCACUAGAAGGCUGUGCCAACCUUGAACCUGAGCAUAAAGUAGCUGCUACGGUCAGUGAACUGACUCUGCAAGAAGGCCUGACACGUACGGGUAUAACGCAGGAAGCCCUCUUCAAUCAGGUGAACCCCGUCAAUCUAUCGUUUGAAGAUUCAGUUCGGCUGGUAUGUGUUUUUGGAAAACACCGGCUUAGAGCUGGCGAGGGAUUUGGUGUAGAUCGAUGGUUGGUUGAACUUUAUUCAACAGAAAUACCUUUGGAUGCAUUGGCACAACUUCGUGAAGAAUCUUCCGGCGCGCAGGCUUUCAAGGAUGGGGAAAUCUACACAAUUCUAAGAAGGUAUCAGCUUUCGAAUAAUGACUCACAAGAACAGAAAUGGUGGGCUCGAUUUCAGUCUGACGACCGGCGAAAGAAUUUUCGCAGACUUCAGCGAAACAAAUUUCUCCGUGAGGGUUUUGACAAAUUGCUGCCAUAUUGCGGGCUUUGGGAGCCACUAAAAGCCUAUCACAUUGAAAGAAUAUUAGGUUUGCGGUGCCAUGAGUAUAUACGUCAUUACCUUGAGGAGAUAUACCAAGCGUGGUCAUUCCUCUUCUCCAAAGAGACAGCUUAUAUGGCGGAUCCGACAUCAGUACGACUUAUUGAGGGACUUAUGUUUUCGUACUCAUUAGAUGACUGCGAUCGCCUGCAGGGACUUAUGAUUUCGGGGACUGUUUUCCCUCAUGUGAAAGGAGACGAACGUAUUAAUCUUCAAAGAAAGCUGCUCCAAAUUCCCGGACGGCUAUUGUCGAUUAAUACCCUCAUUCAAGACACGCUAUAUCUACAGAGUCCAGCGAAAGCAUUUCGCAGCCUUCUGCCCAAGAGGUUCAAAGGUACCCUGAGAGAAGCCAUGCGCCAAAAUUGGAGCUCUCAGAAUAAUAAGCAGCUCGGAAAUUUCCAGGCCUCUGAGCAUGAAUUCAGAACGUUACCAUCCCCUGCAGACUCGUUUCUCAUAGGCAUAAUGCAGCUGUGGCUAUUUGCACUGAGACACCUCGUUCAGCCCCGCAGGGAUAACAAACAUCCACAAAUACCAGCAUCACGAUCAAGCGAAGCGCAUAAUUUGAGUAACAUGGCGAUUCUGGCUCAUCAACUUGGCUUUACAUCGGCAGAGAUCAAUACGCUCCGGCUCAGGGACACCACACAGUGGGAGUCAAAAAGCAUGUUAAGAGCUUUUUGUGUUGAUGGCUUCUACCAAAUAGACGAGGCAAAAAUAAAUUCAAUGGCAAAUAGGAUGAAGGAUUAUUGGCGAAUCCUUCAACGAAAACAGAAUGCAGCAGAGAUCACGCCAAGCCUUGUCACAAACGAGGUCGAGCUGAUGACACGACGCAGGUAUAAUUGUCCAUUUCAAUCUGAAGAUGACAGAGAUCGCAACUUCUUAUUUCUGGAGCACAUAUAUUCUGCUGAACAACCUCGAGCACGCUAUGCUACAUCAUUUGCUGUGACUCGGGAAAUACUAUAUGCAUUUUUUGGGAAGAGUCCUUUAUAUGACAUUUUCUCGCAGGGUUCAGACAACACAUCGCAUGUCGUAUCCCCAACAAUGGAAUGGGGCACUAUUCCCUCAAAAGAUGAUCCUCUGGUUGAAGCAGAAGCAGCAAGUUAUGGGCCAAGCCCAGUUGAGCUCGAACCACAUCCUCCGGGUACUCCAGAUCGGAGCACUGAGGGCUUCGAGACUCGCGUGCCUCUGGCGGCAGGAUUUGAAGAUGAUUCGUGUAAGGCGCCCUUGGAGACAAAGGCGAUGAUUUCGCUACACCGAAAUGUGGCGGAGAUUCUUCAGAUGUGGUACGAAACAGGGGAUUCUCACCUGGUUGUUCUUUUUCUGUUCGAAUCACGUACCUACUACAAGUUCGAUCGGAAAUCAGAGAAUUCUUUGCGUUUGAGAUUGACAGAGCUUGGCAAAGAACAUUAUUUUCUUGUGAUCGGUGACUACGGUGUUGAAUUACCAAAUCUGAGCACGAUAACUGAGGUGGCUAUGCGAGAACGUCUGAUAUUGGUUGGAUAUAAAGAUGGUCCAAGCAAGGGAGUCACAGACGGGAAUGGACAAAUUUCUUUAGAUUCACUGAAGGAUUACGUGACGAAAUUUGACGUUCGUACCGGGAAAAGAAAAGCAGGUGAUAGUUAUGGAGGGCAUGCGAAGCGGAGAGCUCAAUGA